AUGUUCAAAGUCGGCGGUUGGCUCAAGGGCCAUACCCCUGGGCAUACAAAGAGCUUGGAUUCUCUGAGCGAACUUGCACAGAUUGAGGAUGCCAUGAGCGCUGCCAAUGCCUUAUCUCUAGCAGAGAACUCUGCUUACGAACGUCAACGCCAAGUUAGCAAAGACCCGAACGCGUACAAAUCACCCAUAUACCCCCCAGGCACCGAAUACGCGGUAUGUCAGGCAGAGGCACAGCUGAUGAGUGCCGUUGUCGGCGUGCUCAACGAGAGCUUGACGGAAGCCAUCAAGAGUUUCUAUAAGUUGAGGAAAGCGUACCUCGUGCUAGAGGGUGUUAUGGAGAACGAGAAAAAAUUCUUGGCGGAGAGGAGUACGAGUAGCGUCAAUUCGGUAGGAUCACGCGGCUCUUCGAAGGGCUCGGUUCGGUCAAACAUGGCAGGCAGCGCUCUUAAAACCUCUCAGGCUCCUACUUCUGCCGAGCCGUUCGCUGCAGCAUCAACUUCCAGUCUUAAACAAAGUACUACGGCCAGUCAACCAGCAACGAAGAAGACUACAGAUGACGACGAGGACGAGGACGAUUUUGUGGACGCUACAGAAAAUCACACUGGUGGUGAAACGCCUGUGGAAUACCAAGGGAACCUCAAUAUUGCCGCCGAUAAAGGUGCCUCUGUCGAGCUAAACAAUGCUCAGAAGAAGGUUGACAUUGCAGCAAGCUCGGCGCCAGGGCUUCCCGCUAAGAACGAGAACCCAUCGGACUCCCUACCAGACGCUAUCGAAUACUUUGAGCAACUUACCUUGAACGAUGAGGGAGAUGCAGACGCAGAAAUUGCGUCAUUCAGCAAUCACCCAGUGGAUGUCUUCAUCCUCUCCGGAUCCAACUUCUGCUUCGGCAUGCUGUUACUCAUUCUCUCGUUCAUUCCGCCAUCUUUUGCUGGUUUACUGAAGAUUGUUGGCUUCAAAGGCGAUCGGGAAAGGGGCAUGCGAAUGCUAUGGCAAGCGACCAAGUUUCACAACAUCCACGGUGCCAUGGCCGGCGUUGUGCUAAUGGGAUACAUUAAUGGUUUCACAAACUUCUGCGAUAUACUUCCCAGCAAGGGCGAGGGUGCAUACCCAAAGGAACGAUGUCUAGCUUUGCUUCGGUACAUGCGCGCAAGGUACCCUACCAGCCAUCUUUGGCUACUGGAGGAGUCUCGUAUGCUCGCUUCAGAUAAAGAGUUGGAGAAGGCUGUUCAGUUCAUGCAUGACGUGGGCGAGUCGAAGCUAAAACAGCUCGAAGCGCUUACAUGGUUCGAACGGAGUUUGAACAACAUGUACAUGCACGAUUACGAAGCCACCGCUUUCGCUUUUGAGAAGUGUGUUGGCCUCAACAACUGGAGCCACGCACUAUAUUACCACAUCAUCGCCGCCUCCUACGUCGAGCUCUACAGAAAACACAAGACAACCAAUCCGACUGAAGCGAAGAAAUACGGCGCAAAGGCGGAGGAGUACAUGAACAAGGUCAUGCCGAACGUAGGAAAGAAGAAGUUCAUGGCACGUCAGCUACCAUUCGACAUCUUCGUCGCCCGUAAGAUCCAGAAAUGGGAGGCACGUGCGAAAGAAUGGAAUUGCGACUUGGUAGACGCCGUAGGUGUCUCACCACUCGAAGAGAUGAUCUUCUUCUGGAACGGAUAUAAGCGCAUGCGAAAUGACCAUCUUGAAGUCUCUCUUGCCAAUCUGGCGUGGAGUGAAUCAUCCGCUAAUCCACACUGGGACAAAGAGGGUGUGGACGAAAAAUCUAUUCUCAACGUCCUUCGUGCUGCUACUCUCAGAAACAUGGACCGGACAACUGAAGCGAAGACCAUUUUAGAAAAAGAGGUUUUGCCAGUUGAUAAAACACUUCUUACAGGCAACUUCAAGGAUAACUGGACAGCGCCUUGUGCGCGGUACGAGAUGGCUGCGAACAUCUGGCGUGAAGCUGAUGCUGAUGGCCAUCCGGAGAAGAAUCCCAAGAUGCUGGUUCAGUGUAAGGAUUGGCUUGAUGAGGUUACUAAGCUGGGUGGGUUCGAUUUGGAUGCAAGAAUUGGUAUGAAGAUCACUACCGGAAAGGGGACGUUGCGCAAGCUUGGUGUGCAGUGUUAG
This is a messenger RNA of Alternaria atra, 2115 nucleotides long. RefSeq lists its product as uncharacterized. The coding region runs from base 1 to 2115 and encodes 704 amino acids. Gene Ontology annotation, cellular component: cytosol; nucleus; mitochondrial outer membrane. NCBI's taxonomy places the organism in Eukaryota, Fungi, Ascomycota, Dothideomycetes, Pleosporales, Pleosporaceae. The record is from RefSeq and is a predicted model, not a curated record. The transcript has 4 exons.